UAAAUAGGCGUUGUAUAAUCUCGGAUUCCUCUGUUCUUCUAUGCCCGCGGUUGACUCUCUAUUCUAGAGAGAGUUUCUCUGGCUGCCAAUCUCUAUCAGUUUCAUAAAUUUUAUCAGCCACUUCCAACUUCAACAAAUGACUCGCGGAAAUCAGAGGGAGAAGGACCGAGAGAGGGCUCAGGCUCGUAACUCUGGCAAGGGCAAAUCCAAGGAUGAUGGUUUGACCCACGAGCAGCGCCGUGAAAGGGAUGCGAAGGCUCUACAGGAGAAGGCGGCGAAGAAGGCGGCUCAGGCAUCAGGGGGAGAUAAUUCGUCCGGAGGUAAAAGUAGCAAUAAAAAGUAAAUCGCCGUGAACUAUGUCGAUUUUUAACUUUUUUCUUGUUGGAACGCUGAGAUCUCGUGGAUUUCUUAAGACUGUUUGAUAUUGGAGAAACAAUCUCUGUAUGUCUAAAUGAUGUGAAUGGAUAUGUAUUAUGCUGUCAACGUUAAUUGGAGAAAGCUCUCUUGAUAUGUUGUGUUGAGCUGAUUAUGUUGUUAAUGAUUGAUUUCCUGGA
Messenger RNA from Cucurbita maxima (winter squash), 554 nucleotides. Its product is annotated as small EDRK-rich factor 2-like. The record is from RefSeq and is a predicted model, not a curated record. NCBI's taxonomy places the organism in Eukaryota, Viridiplantae, Streptophyta, Magnoliopsida, Cucurbitales, Cucurbitaceae. The coding region runs from base 137 to 343 and encodes 68 amino acids. The transcript is spliced from 3 exons.